This is a messenger RNA of Striga hermonthica, 954 nucleotides long. The record is from the annotation of a GenBank genome assembly. Lineage: Eukaryota; Viridiplantae; Streptophyta; Magnoliopsida; Lamiales; Orobanchaceae.
AUGUCUGAGCUUCAGAAGUCGGUUCCAUUGAACAAACAACCCGUUGUCCGAAAACAGAGAGUUCGACCCGAGACGGCCAGACCCAUGAAGAAGGUCCGCAUCAUCUGCAACGAUCCGGACGCCACCGACUCUUCGGAUGACGAGGGAUCUUCUGAGAAGAGGGUUAAACGCAUAGUCCGAGAAGUCUUUUUCCCAACCGCAAACUCGGGUCGCCUAACAAAACCCUCUGAACCCGAGAGCUCGGUCCAAGAGAGCAACAAUGGCGGGAAGGGGUCAAAGAAGAUACAGAGCUUCCCUAACCCGCCCCCCAUCGGGAGAUACAGAGGCGUCCGUCUUAGGAAGUGGGGCAAAUGGGCCGCUGAGAUCCGCGACCCGUUCCAGCAGAAACGGGUCUGGCUGGGCACUUACAACACCGCUGAGGAGGCCUCCCGGGCCUACGAGUCCAAGCGACUCGAGUUUGAGGCUGCUGCUGCCCUCUCUGGUAAGAGCUCGAAUGACAACAAUACCCUCAGCCGUCAGCUUUCUGAGGUCUCGAGCGGCAGCUCUGAGUCGCUUGCUUCGCACACUUCCCCAUCGUCGGUUUUGGAGCUCGACUCCCUUAGCUCAAAGGUUGAGGACGGUGUUCUUGUGGAGGCAAAGGUUGUUGAGAAGAAUGAGGAUACUAAUACUGAGAUUGGCCUCUUGAACAAGGAGCUGAUUGACUUGGCGGAAAUCGGGGACGAGCUGGAUUUGGAUGUGGAGCUCGACAUGCUCGUUAAUGGUGGUGAUUUCGGUCCGUUGGAUGAUUUCGCAAUUGGUUUUGACGAAUUCCCGAUUUGCGGGCUGGAUGGUGAGGAUCACCCGGAUUCUUUGCCGGAUUUUGAUUUCGAUCUGGACUUGGAUGCGUGUAACGAAACGUUUACGUGGAUGGAUGAAGGGAUGAAUGGAGUGUCCCUCAAUAUAGCAUGCCCAUAA